UGCCGUCACGCACUGGUGACAUUACGGAGGCCUGGGUUCUCGCUCCGCCGGCUGCUGGUGUUGGGUCAGCCGGCAUCCGUCGGUGCCCUGGUUCCCCUUGUCGCACUGGAAGAGGAGCUGUACUGUUGUUUUGGAAGGGCUCCUGGUCUGUGUUUUUUUUAAUGAGCUAGACGUUACAACUCACUCUCAGGAACGGGAGGGCGGCUGGGUCCUACUGCCCGCUGGAUGCUCGGGGCUCGGGACUGUAGGGCGGGCCCAGGCUGCAGCUCACUCUAAGGGCGACGGAGCCCCGCGAAGCCGCCCGCGGGGCGGUGAUGGCCGGACGCGUCCUGGGAAAAGCUUUAGUCACCGUGUCUCUCUCUGUGGCUUUGGCUUCUGUGAGUGUCAGGUCCCUGGGCUGCCGCAGCAUUCCAGCUUACAGAAACUCAUUUUCAUCCUGUUGGUUUCAUCUUAAUCCCAUCAUCAUGUCAGAUUCUAAUGGUGCCAAAGGAAAGUCCCACUACAAGGCUCGGACAUCUCCUUACCCAGGUUCAAAAGUUGAACGAAGCCAGGUUCCUAAUGAGAAGGUGGACUGGCUUGUUGAGUGGCAAGAGUAUAACCCUGUGGAAUACACUGCAGUCUCUGUCUUGGCUGGACCCACAUGGGCAGAUCCUCAGAUCAGUGAAAGUAACUUUUCUCCCAAGUUUAAUGAGAAAGAUGGGCAUGUUCAGAGAAAGAGCCAGAAUGGCCUGUAUGAGAUUGAAAAUGGAAGACCUAGAAAUCCUGCAGGACGGACAGGACUGGUUGGCCGGGGGCUUUUGGGGCGAUGGGGCCCAAAUCAUGCUGCAGAUCCCAUCAUAACCAGGUGGAAGAGGGAUAGUAGUGGUAAUAAAAUCACCAACCCUGUUUCUGGAAAAAAUAUUUUACAGUUUGUUGCAAUAAAAAGGAAAGACUGUGGAGAAUGGGCAAUCCCUGGGGGCAUGGUGGAACCAGGAGAGAAGAUUAGUGCCACACUGAAAAGAGAAUUUGGUGAGGAAGCUCUCAACUCCUUGCAGAAAUCCAAUGCUGAAAAGAGAAAAAUAGAGGAACAAUUGCACCAACUCUUUAGCCAAGAGCAUCUAGUGAUAUAUAAAGGAUAUGUUGAUGAUCCUCGAAACACUGAUAACGCAUGGAUGGAGACAGAAGCAGUAAACUACCAUGAUGAAACAGGCGAGAUAAUGGAUAAUCUUACUCUAGAAGCUGGAGAUGAUGCUGGAAAAGUGAAAUGGGUGGACAUCAGCGAUAAACUCAAGCUUUAUGCCAGCCACUCUCAAUUCAUCAAACUUGUGGCAGAGAAACGAGAUGCGCACUGGAGUGAGGACUCUGACCCUGGCUGCCCUGGCUUAUAGCUUGAAGUCUCCAUGUAAGCUAAAGACCAACAAAGGAGCAUGUACUGAAAAGAAGGAAGUGUCACAGAACUCAUACUAUAAAAAGGCCAGGGUAGGGCACUUAGGAAUUAUUUUAUUUAUUUUCAUUUACAAGGUUUGCAUUUCGGUUUUGCAUCAGAAUAAUAUUAGUAAAUACGGUAAAAUAGAAAAUAGGAUUUUCAGCUUUCCAUUCAAAAGAAGAGGAGUGUAGUCAUAUAUUUUAUGUAUUCUAUUUGAGCAUAGCUUAAACCAAGUUUAGACAACUAAUGCUCUUUGAAGAAUUGCAAUCAGAAUAAAGAGAAAUUUCUGAUCAUCUGUGUAACUUCUGUUUUUCAUUUAGUUCUUGUUUGUGAAUUCUUUUUUUUCUCCCACUGAUCUUUUGAUAUCUGAAGAAUAUUCUUGCCACAUCAAGUACUUUCAAAGGAGCAACACCAUUGGAUAUAUAGUUUAAUGUAUAAUCUGAUUUAUCUUCAAAUUAUUUGUUUUAAUUUUUGCAUUAUAUGAUCUUGUUGAAGCUGCUCUCAAAAAAUGGCAACUUUCUGUGUAUUCUUAACUUGAAAGUCAUCAGUUUAAUGAAGAAAUAUCAAAACUCUUUCAGUCAAUAAAGAUCACUCACGAUCAGUGAACAAGAGCUUGUCUCAUUUUCAAAAAUUCUGAAUUAAAAAACAUACCUAGUAAAUUAGUAAUUUAAAUCAAUGUGCUUAUCUUACUCUAUUGUAACCGUAUAUGUUGGAAAUGAAUUAAAAAUAGAUGUUCAGAAAGGAAUUGACAGGCAGAGACAGAGGGAGAGUUUUGAGAGUUAAAGUGAUUUUUGUCGGGAAGGGAAUGUUAAGAUUGAAAUAAGGUUUUGAGAGAUGCUCUAUCAAUAUUAUAAAUGUCAGACAAAAGGAGAGGGUUAGCUAGGGGCUCUUGGAAGCAGGGAAGAGGAAAGAAAAAUAACACUGCUUUGGUGCCACCAUUUACGAUACUGUGUUUGGGGGCAUGUGUAUCACAUUCUGGCUAAGAAUGUCAACCAGUGACAUCCACUGGGAAAGUCCCUUCGUGCUAACUCCUGUCACCCCAGAGUAGGGACUGUCAUAAUUCCAUCUUCAUUCCAGCUAGACUGCACAUGGAGUAUCUGGAGAAGAGGUAACUUAGGGGAGAGUGAUACGAUUGUUGUCUUCAGAUACUUGAAAAAGGUGUUAGCUAGAGGGCAGAACCAGGGCUAAGGUAAAUCAAAAGUUUUUCGUUUUUGUCAGUUUGGUGUCAAAACUUCUGCGGUGGUAAAACCUGAGCUGAACUAACAGGAAGGUUUAUUCCCCUUAAACUGAUCAUACAUUUUUUUGCAGAAAGAUUAAGUUGUUUGAUUUUAGGACACUGCCUCAAACCCCCUGGAAGGGUAGAUGUACUGUGCCAAUUUUCUAAAAUCCAUAAAAUUCUCAUCUUUAGAGUAUGCAGUAAGGUCUUAAAGCCUUGGACCUCCCGUUAGGUGAGAGACCUUCCUCCAGCAUGAAAGAGCCUGAUUUGCCUGUUGGGCAGGAAGAAAUUCUUCCUGGCACUAAAAUAGAAUUCUAAAACUGAAACUACUUAAAAAUUCUUAAAGUCUGAGCGAUUCUCUGAAAAUGACAUUUCCUUAUUUUUAAUACUUUUCAUACAUUUAAACUGACAUUAAUAAAAACAUUACAAAUUUUAUUUGGCAAUGACUAAAGCACACAGUCUAUAGAUAAUACAGUAUUUGGAGUUUUCGCUGGAAUAUUGACAAAGUACAAAAUGAUACAAUUACUAUAAACUGUAGAUAAGAUAGAAGUAGGCAAUCUUCUGAUAACUAUAUGCAGCACCAUCUAUAGUAGAGAAAAACUAGAUUAAAAUGUUAGUUUAAGACAUUUCUGGGGUACUGCCCACUCCUGUUAUCACUAGGUAGUAUUGUCUUCAUAU
Messenger RNA from Loxodonta africana (African savanna elephant), 3299 nucleotides. It is a transcript of the gene NUDT9, whose product is annotated as nudix hydrolase 9. The transcript is spliced from 8 exons. The record is from RefSeq and is a predicted model, not a curated record. The coding region runs from base 315 to 1367 and encodes 350 amino acids. NCBI's taxonomy places the organism in Eukaryota, Metazoa, Chordata, Mammalia, Proboscidea, Elephantidae. Gene Ontology annotation, cellular component: mitochondrion. Gene Ontology annotation, molecular function: ADP-ribose diphosphatase activity.